Molecule: messenger RNA, 1485 nt
Organism: Chenopodium quinoa (quinoa)
Lineage: Eukaryota; Viridiplantae; Streptophyta; Magnoliopsida; Caryophyllales; Amaranthaceae
Product: phosphoglucan phosphatase DSP4, amyloplastic-like
Exons: 14
Coding region: 122-1249 (375 amino acids)
Biological process (GO): protein dephosphorylation; starch catabolic process
Cellular component (GO): chloroplast
Molecular function (GO): starch binding; carbohydrate phosphatase activity; protein tyrosine/serine/threonine phosphatase activity
Source: RefSeq, a predicted model, not a curated record
UGUCCCACCAAUUAUUUCGUGCAUUUUUAUAGAGUACUCCCCUUUCAGCUUUACAAACAAAGAAGAAAGAUCCCCUCUUUUUGCUGUCGCUUUUAUCUUUUGCAUUUUUUAUAAUUUUGCAAUGAAUUGUCUUCAGAAUUUUCCCAGGCUUUAUGCUUUGCCAUCUGAAUUCUUCAAACCCCAUGAAAUUAAACCUUCAAGCUUUGUUCAUAUGUUGCCUGUGAUGAAUGCUAAUGAUCUGGAUAUUCGCCAGAGUGUGGCUGUAAAGGCAGUUUCUGGCUCAAAAUCCAGCAGUGAGAUGAGCGAGGUUGCGGAGGAGAAGAAAUCAGAUGUAUACAGUGAUACCAUGACAGAAGCAAUGGGUGCUUCUCUGACUUACAGGCAUGAAUUAGGGAUAAAUUAUAAUUUUAUUCGGCCAGACUUGAUUGUCGGUUCAUGCCUACAGAGUCCUGCAGAUGUUGACAAACUUCGAAAUAUUGGUGUUAAAACAAUUUUCUGUCUCCAACAAGAUCCAGAUUUAGAAUAUUUUGGAGUUGAUAUCAAAGCUAUUCAGAAGUAUGCAGAAAAAUAUAUUGAUAUAGAACAUAUCCGUGCUGAAAUAAGGGACUUUGAUGGGUUUGAUUUACGGAUGAGGCUUCCAGCUGUGGUGAGCAAGUUAUAUAAGGCUAUGAACCGAAAUGGAGGCAUUGCCUACAUACAUUGUACUGCUGGAAUGGGUAGAGCUCCUGCUGUUGCGUUAGCCUACAUGUAUUGUGUUCAAGGAUAUAGGCUAAAUGAAGCCCACAGGUUAUUGCUGAGCAAACGUUCUUGUUGCCCUAAAUUGGAUGCUAUUAAAAGUGCAACAGCUGACAUUCUUACAGGCCUCAAAAAGAAGUCAACCAUAUGCAAAUGGGAUGAUCCAAAUUGUACCCUUGUUGAAAUUUCUGGGCUUGAUGUUGGUUGGGGCCAGAAAGUUCCACUGAAAUUUGACAAGGAGCAGAAUGCUUGGAUUUUGCAGAGAGAAUUGCUGGAAGGACAUUACGAGUACAAGUAUAUUGUUGAUGGUGAAUGGACCUGCAACAAGAAUGAACUUGUCACUCCUACAAAUAACGAUGGUCAUACCAAUAACUAUGUUGUGGUUUCCGCUGAUGAUCCAGAUAGUGAUAGAGCACAGGUGAGGAAGAGGUUAACCGGGGAAGAUCCAGAUCUUACCACAAAUGAACGAAUCAAAAUACGGCAAUUUCUCGAGGAAGUCUCAGAUCAUGAAUGAUGUAAAAGGAUGCAAAUUAAAGUCAAUGUGAUAGUGACUUUAAGGCACAUUAUAUACAAUCGCAGCAAUACUAGUAGUUUAUACCAAUACUGAAAUGCCCCGCACUAGCUAUUCAAUAUUUAUGUUAAUAAUGUGGUUGAUAUAUGUAAAGAACCUCUCGAUGUAAAGUUGACUAAUAAAAUAAUUUUUAAGCUAUAUGUGUGGGUUUUAUGAAGCUUGGAGAAUUGGAGGUUUGA